AUGCAGAUUUUUGUGAAAACGUUAACGGGCAAUACCCUUACUUUAGAUGUCGAACCGACCGAUACUAUUGAAAAGAUUAAAAGCAAGAUUCAGGAUAAGGACGGUAUUCCACCAAAUCAACGCCGAUUGAUUUAUGCCGGCAAGCAGUUAGAAGAUAGUUGCACGCUAACGAACUAUAACAUACAAAAGGGCGCGACUCUCCAUUUGGUUUUACGUUUACUUGGCGGUAAUGAUAUUGAUGUUAAGACACGACAAAAUAAAACCAUUGCAUUGAAGGUUGAGUCUUCUGACACCGCUCAAGGUGUCAAGGCAAAAAUUGAAGACAAAGAAAAUAUUCCUCCAAAUCAUCAGUAUUUGACUUCUGUCGGCAAUCAUUCAACCCCGUACUUGUCGCGGCGUUUGCGUGGUUGCAAUUAACAACUUUGCAAAGACCUAUUUUGCAAAGUUCAGCCAUGCAGUACACAUCGCUGAUUUAAAAGUCAAGAUUCAUCAUUUUUUGCCUAUUUGUCAUAUUAUCCUUUAGCAACGUAAUGUCCGAACUCUUAAAAAUUCCAUAAAUUCCGCCUGCAGUUCAUGCUGGCUGAUUCGUUGGGCUGCAUUUUCCAUCAAAAAAAAAAAAAAGAAAAGAAGAACAAGAUCUUCCCCUUAUCUCCUUAUACUGCUCGGCUAUUUUUAGAACACAACAUCACGAAUGGCGAAGGGGAGGUGAAGAAAUGCCAAAUACCUUAUACAUGGCUGGUAAAAAAGGGAAAAUAAAAU
This is a messenger RNA of Glossina fuscipes, 759 nucleotides long. RefSeq names its product ubiquitin-like. The coding region runs from base 1 to 417 and encodes 138 amino acids. Gene Ontology annotation, molecular function: ubiquitin protein ligase binding; protein tag activity. The record is from RefSeq and is a predicted model, not a curated record. NCBI's taxonomy places the organism in Eukaryota, Metazoa, Arthropoda, Insecta, Diptera, Glossinidae. Gene Ontology annotation, cellular component: cytoplasm; nucleus. The transcript has a single exon. Gene Ontology annotation, biological process: protein ubiquitination; modification-dependent protein catabolic process.